AUGAAACUGUUUAGCUUCUACAAUAAAUCUGUUUUUGUUCAGUAUCGUAAUCAGUUAUGCUCAACGACCACCGUUGCUGUGUGUUUGCUUUCGUUGGCGGCUUUCGUGAUCCCGGCUUCCGUUCUGUUUUCCGUUCAACGCGGCAAACUAUGGGAUCAGCAUCAUCUAGUGUACGAGCAACCGAAAGUCAAGUUUUCGUACAAGUACCUAUUCCUGGCGGAGCUCGAAGGAGGCGGUGAUCGCGAAUCAUCCAUCGUAACCUGCAGUUCCUUCGAAUCAUACAAUUCCGCCACCGAAGAACUUCCAUCCUGUAAUGGCAUUCACGUUACACCGUUCGAUGAAGAUCAUGAUCAAAUGUUGGAUCAUCUCAAGGUGGCGAUUAAUUUCAAUCCCCCGGAAGAAACAAAUCGACUGCAGUUCUAUACGCUGUACUUUUUCCUCGAAGCUACCGUAUCGUCCCAGUGCAGCUUUACAGUGCCCACGUUCGUGUAUCUUGAUAAAGUACCGGCUCCUUGGCCAAAGUUCCAGUCUGGCAAAAUCGAACACCGAGGCUCGUUGGAGGUAAAGCAGUCGGCAUCGCUGCAAUGUCCAUUCUUUAUGCGCCAUCAAAAAUCACACUUCAGUGAUCGCUACUAUCCUAAUGAGAAUACGACGCUCGACGAAUUCCAGCCGAGCAUCAUUGCGGAAAAGAUAGAAUCCUCAAACCCUACCUAUUUCGCCUUCGAUGCCACACAGCACACAUGGGAACUGGAUGACUCAGGAACGAUAAAUAUCGUGCUGUUCGUGUCCAUCGGAGGACCCGAUAGCAGAAAGACGGCCCUUCUCUACACAACGUCGCUUUGGCAGCGAAUGCACCAAUUUUGGACUGGAUAUUUUCCAUUGCUUCUCGUGUGCCUGUGGAUUGCGGACAAGCUUAAGAUGUAUCUCUUUGAAAAAUUUUACUUACGUGCCGUUGAAGUGCUGCCGUGGAAAGAAAAAUACAAAUAA
Messenger RNA from Anopheles bellator, 987 nucleotides. RefSeq names its product transmembrane protein 231. The transcript has 2 exons. Bases 1 to 987 code for a protein of 328 amino acids. Lineage: Eukaryota; Metazoa; Arthropoda; Insecta; Diptera; Culicidae. Gene Ontology annotation, biological process: cilium assembly; regulation of protein localization. Gene Ontology annotation, cellular component: ciliary transition zone; ciliary membrane. The record is from RefSeq and is a predicted model, not a curated record.